AUGAGUGAAUAUAGGUCAGAUCCUCCUCCUGAAAGCUCGAAUCAACCUCGUGGAGGAGUCCGUCAGUCCCUGCGGAAAAUGAAGGAUGGGUUGACCAAAAAACUUCCUAAACGCUUCAAGCGAACACGCAACCACACCACUGCGGCCCAGGAUGUCGAAAUUGAAGGGGCUUCAUCGAGUCAGAAAAUCGAGGACACGCUGCAUUUCCAUCCUUCCAACGAUAACAAGCAUUCCACCACAUCUAAGAUUCUUAGCGACUCCGAGAACCAAGGGCUGUCCGGAGAGCCUGCUUCGCAGGUUCAGGCUACUGCCUCUGGCAAGGAGGAAGGCCCUAAUCCCCAAUUAGUUGAUGCUGAACUUCAGGGUGCCCGUGAUGGUGCACAAAGCAUGGGAUUACUCGGGAGACAUGCGACUUCUAUGGCAUCCGCCGUCAGUAAUGCCCCAGCGGAUCUCGCUGCCGCGGAUGAUUUUGAGGCAACGUAUCUCGAACCCCUAAAGGUUAUCGACGCUGUCCUUGAGAAGAUCGCGGAUGUACAUCCGUACGCAAAGAUGGCGCUGGGUGUGCUGUCUGCUGCUUCCAAAAUUAUAAUUGCUCAAGCAGAGCGCGACAAAUCGAUCCAUAGUCUCCUCGAGAAAUUGGCUGAAGUUUACCGCUUUAUGACUCAAGAGGACAGCCUUGGCAAAAUUGAAUCGAUGCGCGGUAUCGUUGGAAAGGUCGCUCAGCAGACUAUCGAGUGUGCCCGUUUUAUCAGGGAAUACUCGGAGACGGAGAGCUUCUGGAAGAGAUACAACAACGCCUUGGACGGGCUUAUGCAACAAUUUCGGGAUCAAACUGAUCGGGACGUAGCUAUCUUUGUCCACUCUGCGGGUGAAAAACUCGAUCUCAGCGGUAUGGUUUACGCAGGGGGCGCGGGCCUAGAUACUGCAAAGCAAUGUCUGUCAGGCACUCGCACGGACAUUCUCUCUCAAAUCAUCGAGUGGAUCAACAGCAGUGGAGAUUCUGUCCCGCGUGUAAUGUGGCUAUCCGGCCCUGCGGGCAAGGGCAAAUCAGCCAUCGCCCACACGAUUGCUAACUGGUUCAACGAAACGGGAGGACUUGGUUCAUGUUUUUGUUUCGAUCGGCGCAGAGAAGCAGACCGUCGCCAUGAAAAGAUUUUUUCCACCAUCGCGCGCGAUCUUGCUGAUCGUGAUCCGGGGAUGAAACGAGCCUUAGCGGAUGCACAAGGAUGCAAACUCGCUCAAGAAUACGACGGACAUUACCCAGCAGUGGCGCAAGCUUCUCAUGGAACCGUUGAGGAAAUUCUCUAG
Messenger RNA from Suillus subalutaceus, 1308 nucleotides. RefSeq lists its product as uncharacterized. The record is from RefSeq and is a predicted model, not a curated record. Lineage: Eukaryota; Fungi; Basidiomycota; Agaricomycetes; Boletales; Suillaceae. The coding region runs from base 1 to 1308 and encodes 435 amino acids. The transcript has 10 exons.